Molecule: messenger RNA, 8818 nt
Organism: Pocillopora meandrina
Lineage: Eukaryota; Metazoa; Cnidaria; Anthozoa; Scleractinia; Pocilloporidae
Source: the annotation of a GenBank genome assembly
AUGUCUCGGCCGAAGAAGAAAAAAGCCGAAGAAAAAGAGAACACCGAGGAUCUCUCCCCACUAAGGAGAACUCUAGGAGUGAUUUUCGCAAUGGCUUCAUGUGUAUUUUUCGCUUUUUCUUCGCUGUUUGUCAAGCUGCUUCGAGAAAUUCCGCCUCAAGAAGUGGUCUUCUUCCGAAGUCUAGUCCAAGUUAUUUUUGUUCUUCCACCGCUAAUCUACAGCGAAGUCCCAGUAUUUGAAGACACCAAACAUUUGCCAUUUUUGUGCGUUCGCGGAAUCGCGGGAACGUUGGCGCUGUGCUGUCAGUUUUACGCUUUCCAGCACAUGCCGCUGGCAGAUGCCACUGUUAUCGUGUUUUCUUCUCCCAUAUUUACGGGAGUACUGGCGCAUUUUUUGUUAGGGGAGGCGUGGGGCCUUUUCGACGCUUUAGCAACAUUUUUGUGCUUUAUAGGCGUAGUACUGAUAGCUAGACCAACGUUUUUGUUUGCGAGACAGAUAGAACCAGCCAACGAAGAAAGCGACUUUGAACAGGUAAAAUAAUGAUUUUUAUUUCUUGAAAAAUGCAUACUUAAUUUUUACAUUUUUUAAAUUAUUAUCCAAUCGUUAAAUUGUUAAAUGCCUCGACAUGCUUAGGCAAAAUAUAGAACAUUCGUGUCAUUUAGUUUGUGAGGGCCCUUUUUUUCUUGGCGAUUUCACAUCUCAAUCAACCUUAAAAAAGAAACAAUUUUUAACGGCAACAUACCUAACGGCCGAACAUUUUAUUUGUUGUAGAUAACUGCUAGCCUGGUUGCUCUGUGUGGUGCUAUUUUGACGUCCAUUGCGCUGAUCGCGAUCAGAAAGCUCAAAGGCGUCAACUUUUUGGUGCCAGUAUUCUAUGUAGGGCUGUCCAGCGUGGUCUUAACAACAGGGGCGAUCCUUGCAGCUGGUUCUUUCCAGAGUGUCAUAUGUGGCCACUCGCACGAGUGGUUCCUUUUUGGACUUGGCAUGUGUGGACUGGGUAGGUUUAAAUUUACUCUGAGAUGAAUAAGACUUCGUUACACCUUAACUUGUUUACACGUAGUAUUAAAUUUACCUCGAACGUAUGCCCUCUGCCCAGUGUUCAUGAGCUAAAUGUGCCCAUUUCAAACAGAUAUACAGCCUUUUCUAACCAGUAACUUUCCCUGUUUUUUUAACAACUCUCCCUUCCGGGAUGGCUGACCAGACAGACAAUCUUUUUUCACAACGCUUGGGAAGGAGGGGUGGGGUAAGUGGGUAGAAAGGAGAGGGAUGAGGGGGGAAGGGACGGAGGGCCGAGGGAUCCGUGUGCCAAGUGAAUUUGUCUAUUGAUCACCCGAUCUUAAAGAUUUCUAACAAAUUCGUUUCAACUACUUUACUCAAGGUGGCCAAGCACUCCUCACCAAAUCCCUGCAGUUAGAGAGGGCAGGCGUGGUCGCUCUCGUGCGCACCCUGGACAUUGCGUUAGCCUUCAUUUUACAGCUCCUGUUCUUGGAUUACGCUGCCAAUAUUUACAGUAUCGCAGGCGCAGCGUUGGUUUUGGGCUGCAAUGUGCUGGUGAUUUUGAAACGAGGCGGAUGCUUACCAACCAAGGAAGUAGAAGAAAGCGAGGGAAAAUUACCUGAAGAGAAGCGAAGCCUGAUAGGAACAGUUAAAAAACAACUCUAUGCGAAAAUGCUCCCCAAAAGCUACUGAAGCUAACGAUUUUUUAAACUUAAACCCUUUACCUCGUUAUAUCAGUAUGCAUAUUCUCCAUGCUGUUCCCUUUACAUUUCCUAAGGUGCUGACAAGGAGAAUUUGUUUAACAAUCAUGAGCUUCUUUAAUUAGUGAUCAUUUCCAUUAUUCUCAUAACCUUAAUGUUUGAUUCAAGGGUGAUAUAAUAAGGAGAAUUAGAUGCUAAUCAUAAUUGGAGAAUAUGAAUUAAAGAAAUUUACUUAACUUUCUUAGCUACGAGCUAGCGGCCCACGUUUAAAUCGUUGAAGGUACAGCUUAGUGUAAUCUCUUCAAGUUUUCUGCUGUCACAAAGGGAAUUAUCUAAAUGCUUACCUUUGUUAUUUCAAUAAGAUAUGAUGAUGGCGAUAAAAGUUGAAUAAAUCUGUCGCAUUCUUACUGCUUAUUAGAGUACAGAUGGCCCCUGUCACUGAGUUCCAAGUUCCAAUUUGAGAUACUUCUAAGGAUUUUGCAAAAAUACUCAUCUACGCUAACUGGAUUGGCUGGAUCAAAAAAAUUUAACUACUGAUAAAAAAUUUCCUCAUAUGUGAAUGUGUCCUCUAUUUUUUCUUCGAGUGGGCUAAACCUUUAAUGGGAAAAAAUAGUAAUCCUGGUAAAUGUAAGAAGCGUUCCCUGUACUCAGUACAUAUUGCAGGCCUAUGCAUGUAAUGACCGAGGAAAGUUGGUACUGAUUGGAGCGCCUUAAGUCGCCUGGUUGUUUUUACCCUGUUUGUCAACCUAACAUGGAUUCCUUCCAAGCCAAGGACAAGACUUGGCUCGGAGUAGAGGCGCUUUUGUCUGAUUUGCAAAAUUUAAUCGACGAUCGGGACUCUGCAGAUGUGUUGUUUCUAGUAGGCCAUGAUGAAACUGCAAUAUACGCUCACAGGCUUAUACUGGUAACAAGAUGUAAACAUUUCCAGAAUAGAAAACGAGAGCUGUGGUCUUCUAAAGCGGUUCAUUCACAGUUGACCGUGAGAAAGCCCGAAUUCCGACCUGAUGUGUUCCGCGAGGUUUUGAAGUUUUUGUAUACCGGAAAGGUAACUCGUAAAAUGCCACUGAAAAUCGAUUUUGAUUGUUGUACAUACUUUGUGUAUAUUUAACAUCGAAUAACAUGCAGUGAAGUUAUUUGUUUAGUGACGCGAAACUACAGGGUUUGAAUUUUUUUUUAUCUUUAGAUCGUAUGAGCGUUGUAGAUUAUAAAAAUUUAACCUCAAGCCACUUUCAUUCAGUGGUAAAUGUUUUUUUACUCUCGGACUUGAAACAGCUUUCUAGCUGUCAGAAUAAGAAAUCUGCUUCUUAAUACACAUGCCUUUCGCGUCCUUCUACUCCUAAAAUUCGGUGCUAGAUGUAAAAUUCGUAUAUUUCAGCAAUUAUGGUCUUGAUUUGGUAAUAAUGAAGAACAGCUCCCGUUUGUCAGUUUUUGAUAUACCCCAGAAUUCAUGUAGGGUCUCUAUCCACUGAAGUUUGGAUAAUAAAUAAGGCAGUAUGGUACUAGUGUUACCAAAAACUUACUGACAGAUUACCUAGCUGAGAUGUUUUCCUUAAAACUGGCGGCAAAUAUUGGGUUAACUUUUGGCCAAUAGUUGGCCAAGAGGUUCUUUUAGGGUGUUGUUCUUCACGAUUACACCUGAUUUUGAUGACCCAAAUUGAAAAAAAGACCACUUUUAUUAGGUUGAACUUCACAGUCGCACAGCCUUUGAAAUGCUGAGAAUAGCAGAGGAUAUGGAAAUAAAUGAUUUACAGUUAGCCUGUGAACAGUAUUUUAUGGACAAUCUGAGUACUGAAAGUGCUUCAGAAUUUCUAGCAGAUGCAAUGUCGCUUUCCAGGGGAUUCAAUGCAAGAGGCAUGUCUUCACUUGUGGAUAAAUGCAUUGGAUUCAUGGAGGAAAAUGCUGAAGAGGUUGUAAAAACUGAAGGGUUUCUUCUCCUUCCUAAACCAGCAAUGAUCAGACUUGUGUCAAGUGAACAGGUACAUGUGACAAGUUUAACAGUUGAUGGUGUUCAAACUUCAAGAGUUAGGGUCGAGGAGCCUUUGUGUGGUAACCUGUUCCAAGUGUUUGGUCAGUAAAAUAAAGGGCAAUUGUAAAUGCCGCCAUAGUUGUAACUGAGUGAAAAAAUUGAGAGAAGUUUAGGUGGGAUUGAAACCCAACCCAAAAUUUUAAUUUUGCUUGGUUUUGCUCUCUAAAUGCUUGGAACAGGUUAUUGUGUGGUUUCAGUGCAAACUCCUCCUCAUCACACCAUGAUAAAGGGGAACUAGUGUAUUCCACAGACAUAAACUUAAGAACUGAGAAAAAAAGUCUCAAAUAAAUAUUCUAGCCUUUUCUUCUGGUACCUUCCUUGAAUAUCUACCUGUAUUUUAAGGGAAAGUGUCAUCAUUUAGAGACUAUUAUUGCAAGUCUGCGGAGCAGGCAUGAUUUUGGCAAGCAAAUGCUCAGUAUUUUCUCAGCAAAAAUUAUACCUGCCAUCUUUGAUUUUAAUGGCAGUGGAAGGCUUGGGAGAGAAAGAAAAUUGCACCAAGGGGGUGUGCAACAGUCAAAAUUAAGGAGAGGGAUGGGGAUAGGGGAGUAAAUAUUUGCCUUUCCCAAACCCCAUACCCCACCAUCCACUCUUACUCUAAAUUAAACAUGGCUGGUGGGAUAAACAAUAGCAAGCUUAUAACAUUAACUCACCCUUAUAAGAUGCCUGCACUGCAAGCUAUAUAAUUGCUGGCAUGAAUUUUUCUUCCAAUUAAUUGAGGGUGGUUGUUUUACUUGGCUCCUAUGGUACAACUUUCAUCCCGAGGCCAUCCCCAAUUUUAGACUUACCAGUAGGUUUUAUUUUCACUCUCCUCCUGCACAAAGUUUGCAGUGUCAGAAGAAGAGCUUUGGCGAGCUGUUCUACUUUGGGCAAAAAGGGGAACUGGGGUAAACAAGCCAACCAGUCAGUGGACAGAAGAGGAGAACAAGAAGAUUAAAGAGGUGUGCCAUUUACACUGAGUGUAUUUGUUUAUUACCCACAAUCUUCAUCCAAAGUGUUGUCACAUUUUCCCUUUACAGGGGGUAGCCAGUAUUUCUUUAAGGGGGUUCACACUGUGUCAGGGGGUACUCACCAGGUUGUCAUGUUGACCCCCAUGCCAUGUCUUACUUAAUGUGACCAAAAAAGGUUUUCUGGGGUGCCUGUGAGAGACAAAGGUAGUCCAGAACCCCCCUUCCCACCCCCUUCCUUCAGCUAUACCCUUGCUUUACCACCUCAUCGAUGGAGAUGAGCCCACCCUACCCAAAUGGAAUUGUCCACUUUUUCCCACUCAAGUAGAAUUAUACAUUUGAAUUUUUCUUUUUUAAAUCUCCUUAUUAAACAAGGUUGUCUCAUCAAGAUGGUGCUUUAGUGGGGAAGUUGUUUGUGUGUGUAUGUGUGUUGUUAAACCCUUUACGCCCUAAUAUCAAUGUGUAUAUUCUCCAUACUGAAAUCUAUACUUUUCCCAAGGUGCUGAAAAAGAGAAUUUGUUUAAAAAUCAAGAGCUUCCUUAACUGAUGAUCAUUUUCUCUCCUCUUGCAACAUUACUGUGUGUUUCAGGUGUACUAUUGUAAGAAUAAAUGCGAUGGUGGUCACUCUUGGGGAUCAAAGGUUUAAUCCAGUAAAUACGACUACCAUAAUGCACAUUCAUCUAGUAGAGUUACUAAUUCAUGUUGUUUACUUACUUUUGUAUUUAAGGCAAUGUCAGGUGUUAUUGAACACAUCAAACUGCUGUUGAUUGACAGCAGUGUGUACGCUGAAGAAGUGGAACCAACUGGAGUAGUCCCUAUGGAGGUGUCUUUAGAAAGGUAAGCUUCAUUGUCUUGUUUGUUGUAAUUAAUCUUGUUUAAGAUAAAAUUUUCAUCAUUUAUCUUUGACCAGAUGACAAUGUAUCAAUUUUCUGCUACUCCUAAAACUAAUUCUGUUUUAGUAUCUCCUUAAAAAUUGCCAGUGUUCUAAAUAUAUGUUAUCUAUGUUCUCACUCAGGGUGAAAAACACUGUGCAAAAUGUUGUGCUUCAGUUUAAAAAACAUGUUAAAACAAAGUUUAGUGCUUAAUACUGACGAUAUGUUUUUCUAAGGUAUCGCUUUGCAGCAGUGCCAACCCAUUUCAGAAAAGCUGAGGAUCCCCGUUUAAGACCAAGAGCUUCUCAAAAGUUGUUCUAUGGUUCAACUUUACUAACAAAGGACUGCCUCAAAUUUCAAAACAUGCUCAAUGCUUGGUUUGGGAAUGAAUAUCAGGAAUGGCAGUUACUUUACAAAGCUUCAAAGGAUGGCUUUUCGGCUGUAGCAUUUCAUACAAAGUGUGAUGGACAUUCACCCACAUUUACAGUUGUUCUGGUGAGUAAAUAUAAAAUUAACCCUUUAACUCCCACGAUUUCAUUAGCAAUUCUCCUUACAGUCUGCCAAAUGAUUCUCAUUAUGUCAGUUUGGAGAAUUUGGUAUCAGAUCAUUUAGUAAUCCCAUAAUUGAUAUUUUUCUUAAUUCUCAUCACUUGUUUACAUGAUAUGGUACAGAUAUAGUAAGGAGAAAUUCUGUCUUGGUCACUCAUGGGAGUGAAAGGGUUAAGGCAAAAACUUUUCCAAGGAUAUUUCUGACAGUGCAACUUAAGAUCAGGGCAUGAAAUUAAUUUUUUUUCUGAUAGCCCCUGGCUCCUAAAUUCUUCAAAGUGGUAGCCAAUUCAAAAAAAGUUGGUCGCCAUUUUCAAAAACAAACAAAACCUUUUUUUAUGCUGUCAGCAUUCUAGAUAGACCCUCCAAAAUUAUCUUUAACAUACUACAAAGUGGACACUAGGAUGGAUGAUAGACAAAGUUCAAGCUCACCUAAAUCCAUGAUGGCAUCUAGUUAUCAAUCAAGAUGCAUGUGCUGCAUUUUGGAACAAACUUAACAAGGAAGUUUGCUGCUGAUUUGUCUUUGCAAAUCUUUUUAAUUCGUUAUAUCUCUUGGUAAGGUUAUGAUGAAACAUUCCAGUCACCAAUUUGGCAACUGAUUUUCAGGAUUUGGUCGCCAAAGUGAAAAAUUUAGUUGCAUUGGCACCUGUAUUAGGCGCAAUUUCACACCCUGAAGAUAUAAGUACAAGUAAGCCUUUUGAAUAGCCCUCUAGUUUUAUCUUUUAGAUUUCUGAUAUGAAGACCAAAUAUCUAUGACUGCUGGUCUCUUUCCUUGUGAAACACAAAGAUAAUUUGACAUUGAGUCAAUCAUGUAGAUUUUUAUUCAUGCAUCCUUUAAUUUCUGGAAGUUCCCAGAAACUAAGUCUGAGGUUUCAGACCUCAGAACUCUCUUAUAGUUUGUUUUUACAAGCCAGUUUUUCUCUUUCAUGCAUUCUCAUGUCAACAUCAUAUCUCAGGGAACAAAUGGAAAUGUUUGUGGUGGAUACAGUGAUCAGCCAUGGAGAAGUGAUAUUCCUCGUGGAAAAUACAUGCCAUCUGAAAGGUGGGUUUCUUGUUUAAAAUUUGCUGAAAAUUGUUUUACCUAUGAAAUGUCCUGACUUUUAAGGUAACAUUCUAUUCAUAAAUAUAUUUUUUUAUUUAAAUUAAACCCAUAAAUACGAUCAAAGGUUCUAGGAGUUUCUUCCAAUCUACAUUUCUAAAUGUUUUUUACCUAUGAUUAAUAGGGCAUUUUUGUUUACACUGGUGAAUUCUGAAGGUGUUCCUCCAACCAAGUAUGAUGUAACACAUCCUAAAUAUGCUACUCUACAUCAUCCAAGGUUUGUUGACAAAAAUAACUUUAAGAUAAUUUUUCAUUUAAGUGUUGAAAGUAGCCUGCAGAUUAGGCUUCCUUUUUUUUUUUUUUGCAUUGUUCAGUCAAACGAAGGCUAGCACAAGGUAAUUGUGAAGUGUGAGCCAACACAUUAUUUUUUUGGGCUCCUCUCCUUGUGUAUAACUUGCAAUUUGCAUUUGCCUUGCACUUGUCUCCAUUCAACUGUGAAAUGGAAAAAAUUACACCACAGGCUAUGUUGAAAGCUAUGCUCACUCAAUUUAAAAGAACCCCAAAGAAAUCAAAUUAUUUAACCCUUAAACUCUCAGAAGUGAUUAACAUGUACCUCCAUCAAAAAUUACCCAUACAUUAUCUAACAAACAGGUAAUAAUAAAACACAAACUAAUCAGGCAGAAGAUGUUAUCUUGAUCUCACAACAAAUUCUCAUAACUAACCAACAAGGUAAUGUGUAGUAGAAAGAGGGAAGAAUUAACAAUCAGAUAUUGGGAGUUAAAGGGUUAAAACUUGCAAAAAAUUAGUAGUUAAACUACUUUAAGACUGAAAAGUUGUGUUGACUUGUUUGUAAUUUUUAAUCUAAGUUUUUCUGUAUACCUGUUUUAUUUGAGAAUCAAGCUUAGUACAUUCUUCAGAAUGAAGGAUGAAGGUCUGGCAGACCAUAGUCAGAAUCAGUUUUAGGAAGAAAUUUUAUAUCUAAUAUUUAUCAUUUUUUUCUCUUUGUCAGAUAUGGACCCAUGUUUGGGGCAGGGGCAGAUCUGUGUAUCAGUGAUGAGUGUCAUGAGAGGCUUGAGUCCUACUCAAACUUACCUCACUCCUAUGAUGGUCCCCAGGCCUCAACCAGUCUUCUCAUGGGAGACUACAACUUCACAGUAAAAGACUAUGAAGUGUUUGGUUUGAAGGCAGAGCCACUUUAUGAAAGAGUCUAAUGAGUGGAGCCAGAAAAAGAUGUUUUACAUGUAACUAGAAAGAUAAUCUUUUCAUUAGUGAUGUAACAAAUUUCUACAUGAAUCAUGUUACCUCGAGAAGGCAGAUCAAUAUCAGUAUCUGGGCAACAGCCCACCUACCCCUCCCCUAACCCAACAUUCACCCUAACUUGUUAUCAAUUGACUGUUGUUGGGUGAGGGGAGGGGAGGGGAGGGGUAGGUGUGCCAUUGCCCAGAUACUGAUAUUGAUCCGAGAAAGCUAAGGCAUCAAAACUCCUUCAAUCAUUGGAUUGUGUAAAAAUUUUCACAACAGAGAUGAUCAUGUCUUCUUUUCAUAAUGCACAUGGACAAGGUGUUUGUAAAAUACAUGAGGAAAAUUUUAUUUCAAUGCUUGUUACUCAUUAUAAUUAUGUGUUUUUGCAUACUUGCAUAUGAUAGCAGUACGUUAUAUUUAAAAUCAAUUGUAAUAAAAGAAAAGUAUUACUGG